Messenger RNA from Fulvia fulva, 213 nucleotides. RefSeq lists its product as uncharacterized. Lineage: Eukaryota; Fungi; Ascomycota; Dothideomycetes; Mycosphaerellales; Mycosphaerellaceae. The transcript is spliced from 4 exons. The record is from RefSeq and is a predicted model, not a curated record. The coding region runs from base 1 to 213 and encodes 70 amino acids.
AUGCCUUCGUCCAAAGGGGAACCCACUGAUCCUGAGUUGAGGGAGAAGAUUAAGGAAGAGGUCAAGAACGAAGAGAAGGGCGGAGGCAAGGGUAACUGGUCGGCGUGGAAGGCUGGCGAAAUGGCUAAGCGAUACGAAGCAGAAGGGGGGGAUUACACAGACACGGGCGACAACAAGAACAAGGCGAAGAAGGGUGAACCGGAGAAGAAAUAG